Molecule: messenger RNA, 492 nt
Organism: Pochonia chlamydosporia 170
Lineage: Eukaryota; Fungi; Ascomycota; Sordariomycetes; Hypocreales; Clavicipitaceae
Product: trafficking PGA2 domain-containing protein
Exons: 1
Coding region: 1-492 (163 amino acids)
Biological process (GO): protein transport
Source: RefSeq, a predicted model, not a curated record
AUGGACCACCAAGCACAACCCGUCGACACACAACAGCCACCUGCGCUCAACCUCCUCGGCCAGCUCAUCGCCCGUCUCUCCGAGUACGGCCAAAAUGCCACCAACAACAUCUCCCAAGGCUUCAACAACAUGUCCCCGCAGUCAUGGAUACGCGUCAUCGUCAUUGCAGGUGGAUACAUGCUCCUCCGGCCCUAUCUCAUGAAGGCCGUCACCAAGGGCGCCGUGGAGAAGAUGGAGCGGGACGACAAGAAGGAACGCGGCGAGGACGGCACGCUGCCUCACCCGGAGCUCACGCCCAAUGAGUACCGCGGCAUCAAGGACAAGUUGUAUGCGGAUGAUGAGAAUACCGGCGGUGAUGGCACGACGUCUGAUUGGGGUCAGAAGGCGCGGGUGCGGCAGCGGAAGAUGCUGAGGGAGCUGCUGGAGGAGGAUGAGAGGAGGAGGGCGGCGCUGGAUGAGGAUGCUGAUAUCCAGGAGUUUUUGGAGGAUUGA